AUGUCGUCCGCCGACGCCGCCCCGUCCGACGAUGCGAAGCUCCAGUCUUUCCUGCAAUGGCUUCAGACCAACGGCGCCGACCUCCGCGGCUGCACGAUCCGCGCCUGCGGCCGCAAGGGCUUCGGCGUCUACUCCACCGCCGCCGAGGCAGGCGCCACCGACGGGGUGGUGAUGGUGGUGCCGCUGGACCUCGCCGUCACCCCGAUGCGGGUGCUGCAGGACCCCCUCGUCGGCCCGCGGUGCCGCGCGCUCUUCGAGGAGGGCGGCGUCGACGACCGCCUCCUCGUCAUGCUCUUCCUCAUGGCCGAGCGGCUCCGCCCUAGCUCCCUCUGGAAGCCGUACUUGGAUAUGCUUCCGAGCACCUUCGGGAGCUCCGUUUGGUUCGAUGACGAGGAGCUUGCCGAAUUGGAAGGGACGACGCUGCAUCGUGCGACAGUCAUGCAGAAAAGAUCAUUGCAAAGAUUAUUCGACGAUAAGGUGAAAGGCCUGGUCGAGGAGCUUCUAUGCGUCGAUUAUUCGGGAAGCUCGAUUGAAGUGCAGUUUGAGGACUUCCUUUGGGCAAACUCAAUUUUCUGGACUAGAGCGCUGAACAUCCCAUUACCUCAUUCUUAUGUUUUUCCGGGCUCACUUGAUGAACAACAGACCAGAACUGUAGGAUCUUUGGGUGAUUCUAGUCUUUCCACCCAACAGGAAAGCGAUACCGCAGUGAAGAAUACUAGGGGUGAUGAGAAUUCCGAAUCUUGUAAAACGGAGUCAAUUUGGGUUGAGGGCCUCGUACCAGGAAUCGAUUUUUGUAAUCAUAAUGUAAAGGCUCUGGCGACAUGGGAAGUUGAUUCUGUGGGAAAUGCAACAGGAAUUCCUGCUUCAAUGUACCUCAGACUUGCACAAGUUGAUAAAAGCUCUGUUGAGACUGGGACAGAGAUCUACAUAAAUUAUGGCAACAAAGGAAAUGAGGAACUUCUGUAUCUAUAUGGAUUUGUGGUUGACAACAAUUCAGAUGAUUAUCUUAUGGUUCAUUAUCCAAUAGAGGCUCUUAGACAGGUCCAAUCCGCUGACGUUAAGAUGAAGCUAAUCGAGAUGCAGAAGGCUGAAUUGAGAUGUCUUCUACCUACAAGUUUGCUUGAUAGUGGAUUUUUUGGAACCAGUACCAGUUCUGGUGAAGAAGAUAACAAGAAAAGCGCUAGUCAUUUUUCUAGUUACAGUUGGAGUGGUCAACGCAAAGUUCCAUCAUAUCUCCACAAGAAUGUUUUCCCUCAAGAAUUUUUAAGUACUCUUCGAACAAUCGCAAUGCAAGAACAUGAGCUUGAACAGGUUGCUUCAUUGCUUGGAGAGGUUGGAUCUAGCGAGGAUACAGAACCAUCUGAUGCAGAGAUCCGAAGUGCCAUAUGGGAGGUCUGCGGUGAUCAUGGAGCACUAGGAUUGCUUGUGGAUCUUCUUAAAGUGAAAAUGGCUGAACUUGAAGAAGGCACUGGAACAGAAGCGUCUGACAGUCAACUGCUUGAGAAACUUGAUUCCAAUGACCCUGAAGACUCCUUGAGCGCAAAUGCUGAGUGCAACCGCAAAACAAAGUCAAGAGCAAACAGCCGGUCGUGUAUAGUGUACCGAAGAGGGCAGAAGCAGCUGACGAGGUUGUUCCUCAGGGAGGCGGAACAUCUUCUGGAGCUGUCUGCAGAUGAUCAGACCUAAGAAGCUUAUCUGGAAAGAAAUGGAUACAGAAGUGGGAGAGGCCAUGCAACGGGAGAGGGUAGAGGUGGAGCAACUGGUGGUGGCAGCGGCGAUAGAUGGAAGGCGAAGAUGGCUUCAGAUAAUAACGGAAGAAUAGUUGUUCCGCAUGCCGUAAUUUUGCUGCCUUGCGUUUUCAAAUGCUAUUCUCGCCUUGCGUUUUCAAAUGCGACUCCCUCCUGAACGGAGACAGUAUAGUUUCCUGCUAGAACAGCGUGGUCUGUUUGUUGCUUCAUCUUGCAUUCUUGUGUAUGGUUGGUCUACUGUUUCCUGUAAUAAAAAUCCUUGAAAAAGUACUCGAGGAGAGGAAGACGAACAGAGCAAGGAAGGAGGGAGGAUGUAGGUAGGGACCUCGGAUUUGGUCGGA
Molecule: messenger RNA, 2089 nt
Organism: Lolium rigidum
Lineage: Eukaryota; Viridiplantae; Streptophyta; Magnoliopsida; Poales; Poaceae
Exons: 17
Coding region: 1-1686 (561 amino acids)
Biological process (GO): peptidyl-lysine monomethylation
Molecular function (GO): protein-lysine N-methyltransferase activity
Source: RefSeq, a predicted model, not a curated record